Myxocyprinus asiaticus (Chinese sucker) is the source of this 4410-nucleotide messenger RNA. Its product is annotated as deleted in malignant brain tumors 1 protein-like. Gene Ontology annotation, cellular component: membrane. The transcript is spliced from 18 exons. The record is from RefSeq and is a predicted model, not a curated record. The coding region runs from base 1 to 4410 and encodes 1469 amino acids. Lineage: Eukaryota; Metazoa; Chordata; Actinopteri; Cypriniformes; Catostomidae.
AUGCUAAAUGAGAACACGAGGGUUUCAGUGUGUGCUGCUGCCUUUGACCAGCAGGAUGCAGAGGUUGUGUGUAGAGAGCUGGACUGUGGGGCUCCUGUACAGGUGCUGGGAGCAGCUGCUUUUGGCAAAGGAGAGGGUCAGAUGUGGACAGAAGAGAUUCAGUGCAGAGACAAUGAAUCUCACAUUUCAUUCUGUUCAGUGUCAUCUUCAAACAAACACAACUGCACUACUGAUGACACAGUAGGACUGAUCUGUUCUGGUUACACUGAGCUCAGACUGGUAAAUGGCUCAGACUCUUGUUCUGGAAGAGUGGAGUGUCAGUUACACAGUUACUGGGGCACAGUGUGUGAUUCAUGCUGGGACAUGAGAGCUUCAAGUGUCCACUGUAGACAGCUGAAUUGUGGGAUUGCUCUGUCUUUUGUGGGAUCGGACUGGUUUGGAGAGGGAAGUGGUUCCUCUCUAGCUCUUCAUGAUGGGGGAUUGCGGUUGUCUGAAGAGAGAGAGUGUGAGGGGGAGGUGGAAGUUUACAUCCAUCAGGUCUGGAGGAGAUUUCUGCUGGACUCCUGGAGUCUCACUGAAUCCUCUGUGGUCUGCAGACAGCUGGGCUGUGGCUCUGUGCUGAACUUCUACGAAUCCUCUUCAUCCAGUCCUGAACACAGUCAUGAGUGUGUGAUGGGCUUCCAGUGCUCUGGGACUGAAGCUCAUCUGGGGAACUGCAGCUCUCCACAAACUCUCAACUGUAGCUCCACACAACAGCUGUCAAUCACCUGCCAUGGUCGUGAGUCAGUCAGGCUGGUGGGUUCUGGAGGAGACUGUGCAGGGAGGCUGGAGGUUUUUCACAACGGCUCAUGUGGGACAGUGUGUGAUGACUCCUGGGAUAUUAAAGAUGGCCAUGUGGUGUGCAGACAGCUGCAGUGUGGAGUGGCCCUCAGUAACCAGCAGGUACCAGCCUGGUUUGGUCCUGGUUCUGGACCCAUAUGGCUGGAUGAGGUGAACUGUGAGGGAAAUGAGAUGUCCCUGUGGAACUGCUCUUCUCAGGUCUGGGGAAAACAUGACUGUCAACAUAAGGAGGAUGUAGGAGUCAUGUGCUCAGAGUUUAAAGAGAUCCGAUUAACUAAGGGCUGUAAGGGUAAUGUGGAGGUUUUCUACAAUGGAUCGUGGGGUAAUGUAUGCUGGAACCAGAUGGACAAAGACACAGCGAGUCUGAUCUGUCAAGAGCUGAACUGUGGAAGAUCUGUUUUUUUGUCCGAUUCUACACCAAGAGUGAAAUCAGCUCAUAACUGGCUAGAUAAAGUGAAAUGUCGACCGCACGACUCAAAUCUUUGGCAGUGUCCAUCAUCACCCUGGGGACAGAAUGACUGUGGUCAUAAUGAGGUGGCCAAUAUUACCUGCUUAGAGCAUGUUCCUCUGAGACUGAGUGGAGGGAAGGGCCGCUGCUCUGGGAGGCUGGAGGUGUAUCAUAACGCUGUGUGGGGUUCAGUCUGUGAUGAUCAGUGGGACAUCAGGGAUGCUCAGGUGGUCUGCAGGCAGCUGGGUUGUGGAGCAGCACGGAGUGCUGAUGGGAAUGCAGCCUUUGGUGCUGGUGAAGGUGUUGUGUGGCUGAACAGAGUCGAGUGCAGAGGGAAUGAGAUUCACCUGUGGGACUGUCCUCUAUCCCUGAAUAACCACACUGACUGCUCACACAAAGAGGAUGCUGGACUCACCUGUGCAGGAAGGGUCCUUUCUAAAGAACAACAUUCUGGGUAUGAGGAUGCUGAUGAGCUUUUAUCAGCAAAAUCUGCUAAAGGAGAUACACCUGACUACUAUAUUAAUGCCACCACCACUAAACGCCCCACAGAGAGAGUUCAGGAGUAUGAUAAUGUGAAGAAUGUCAAUGAAGACAUUCACAGGAAGACAUACGUUCUUCUUGGCAGAGUGAGGUUGGUCGGAGGUAACAGUCCCUGUAAUGGAAGAGUGGAGGUUCUUCAUUAUGGUCAAUGGGGAACAGUGUGUGAUGAUGGCUGGGGUAAAGAUGAUGCUGACGUGGUGUGUAGAGAGCUGGGCUGUGGGAAGUCAUUACGUGCAGUUGGUGUUGCAUAUUUUGGACAUGGAUCAGGACCAAUCUGGUUGGAUGAAGUGGAGUGCAAAGGAUCAGAGUCUACACUGGUGAAGUGUAAAUCAAGAAAAUGGAAUAAAAGUAAUUGUGGUCAUCAUGAAGAUUCUGGAGUCAUCUGCUCAGGUCGCCUCCCCAGACUUGUCAAUGGAUCCCACCUGUGUUCUGGGAGAUUAGAGAUACUGCAAGUGAAGACAUGGGUUUCAGUGUGUGAUGCUUCUUUUGAUCAACAGGAUGCAGAGGUUGUGUGUAGAGAGCUGGGCUGUGGGGCUCCUGUAAAGGUUCUGGGAGCAGCUGCUUUUGGCAAAGGAGAGGGUCAGAUGUGGACAGAAGAGAUUCAGUGUAAUGGAAGUGAAUCAUACUUUGUAUUCUGUCCAACGUCCUUGUCACAUAAAGACAUCUGUUCCCAUGAUAACGAUGUGGGACUGAUAUGCUCUGGUUACUUAGAGCUUAAACUGGUAAAUGGUUUAGACUCAUGUUCUGGUCAAGUGGAGCUUCAGUAUCUCAGUGAAUGGGGCACAGUGUGUGAUACAUGCUGGGAUAUGAAGGCUGCCAGUGUUCUCUGUAGACAGCUGAAUUGUGGGAUUGCUGUGUCUGUUGUGGGAUCAGACUGGUUUGGAGAGGGAAGUGGUGAAAUCUGGGCUGAUAUGUUUGAUUGUCAGGGGAAUGAAACACGGCUUUCACAAUGUCCCAUCUCUUCAUGGAGUCGAGCUGAACGUUCUCAUAGUAAAGAUGUUGGAGUCAUCUGCUCUGAUUCGUCUCUGGCUCUUCAUGAUGGGCGAGUGCGGUUGUCUGGAGAGAGAGAGUGUGAGGGGGAGGUGGAAGUUAACAUCCAUCAGGUCUGGAGGAGAGUUCUGCUGGACUCCUGGAGUCUCACUGAAUCCUCUGUGGUCUGCAGACAGCUGGGCUGUGGCUCUGUGCUGAACUUCUUUGGCUCCUCUUCAUCCAGUCCUGAACCCAGUCAUGAGUGUGUGAUGGGCUUCCAGUGCUCUGGGAGUGAAGCUCAUCUGAGGAACUGCAGCUCUCCACAAACUCUCAACUGUAGCUCCACACAACAGCUGUCAAUCACCUGCCUUGGUCAUGGGUCAAUCAGAUUGGUGGGUUCUGGAGGAGACUGUGCAGGGAGACUGGAGGUUUUUCACAAUGGCUCAUGGGGGACAGUCUGUGAUGACUCCUGGGAUAUUAAAGAUGCCCAUGUGGUGUGCAGACAGCUGCAGUGUGGAGUGGCCCUCAGUAACCAGCCAGUACCAGCCUGGUUUGGUCCUGGUUUUGGACCCAUAUGGCUGGAUGAGGUGAACUGUGAGGGGAAUGAGACAUCCCUGUGGAACUGCUCUUCUCAGAUCUGGGGAAAACAUGACUGUCAACACAAGGAGGAUGUAGGAGUCGUGUGUUCAGAGUUCAAAGAGCUUAGGUUGACUGAUGGUUGUAAAGGGAAUGUGGAAGUUUUCUACGAUGGAUCGUGGGGUAAUGUAUGCUUAAAUCAGAUGGACAGAGACACAGCGAGUCUGAUCUGUCAAGAACUGAACUGUGGAAGAUCUGGCAGUGAACCCACUUAUUCAGAGGGGCUGAGGUCUGCUCCUAAUUGGUUGGAUCAUCUUAAAUGUCGAAAACAUGACAGGACACUGUGGCAGUGCCUCUCUUUACCCUGGGGCGAGAACAACUGUUAUUAUGAUGAGGUGGCCAAUAUCACUUGCUUUGAGAAAGAAAGUCAUGAGUCUCCACAGAGUCAUCUGACAUGUUCUACGUCUCCUCACCAGAGACAGUGUUCAAAGCAUGUUCCUCUGAGACUGAGUGGAGGGAAGGGCCGCUGCUCUGGGAGGCUGGAGGUGUAUCAUAAUGCUGUGUGGGGUUCAGUCUGUGAUGAUCAGUGGGACAUCAGGGAUGCUCAGGUGGUCUGCAGGCAGCUGGGUUGUGGAGCAGCACUGAGUGCUGAUGGGAAUGCAGCCUUUGGUGCUGGUGAAGGUGUUGUGUGGCUGAACAGAGUCGAUUGCAGAGGGAAUGAGAUUCACCUGUGGGACUGUCCUCUAUCCCUGAAUAACCACACUGACUGCUCACACAAAGAGGACGCUGGACUCACCUGUGCAGAUUUGUCUGUGUCCACGACUACUGCCCAAAGAACAUCAACUUUUCCUCCAGUUUCACAGACAAAAAGGAGACCAGUGCGAUCAACAUCAAUCACUCUACCAAAAACUCCACCAGAAGCUUCUCUCUCCAUCCCUCCAGUGGUUGUGAUUGUACUGGGAUCUGUGCUCUUACUGCUCUUACUGCCACUCAUUAUACUGAUUCAGCAGAACAGAGUGAUGAGGAGAGGUACGUGA